This is a messenger RNA of Anguilla rostrata (American eel), 2425 nucleotides long. RefSeq names its product YY1 transcription factor a (gene yy1a). Lineage: Eukaryota; Metazoa; Chordata; Actinopteri; Anguilliformes; Anguillidae. Gene Ontology annotation, biological process: regulation of transcription by RNA polymerase II. Gene Ontology annotation, molecular function: DNA-binding transcription factor activity, RNA polymerase II-specific; RNA polymerase II cis-regulatory region sequence-specific DNA binding. Bases 114 to 1202 code for a protein of 362 amino acids. The transcript has 5 exons. The record is from RefSeq and is a predicted model, not a curated record. Gene Ontology annotation, cellular component: transcription regulator complex; PcG protein complex; chromatin.
GACUUGGCAUGGGACUGAGUUGAGUUUGUGUUGUCGAAGAAGGAGGAAGGGAUAGAGACAGGAGAGGGGGCAAUAGAACAGAGCGAGUGAGAGCAUUCUGGGGGGAAUCCAAUAUGGCAUCGGGCGAUACGCUCUACAUCGAAACAGAUGGCACGGAAAUGCCAGCCGAGAUAGUGGAACUCCAUGAAAUAGAAGUGGAGACUAUUGAGACAACGGUGGUCGGCGGUGAUGAUGACGACGAGCACCACCAGCCCAUGAUUGCAUUACAGCCGCUGGUCACUGACGAUCCGAAUCAGGUUCACCACCACCAAGAGGUGAUCUUGGUGCAGACCCGGGAGGAGGUGGUCGGUGGGGACGAUUCGGACCUCCGUGCAGAUGACGGUUUCGAGGACCAAAUCCUCAUACCUGUCCCAGUACCUGCUGCAGAGGAGGAAUAUAUAGAGCAGACUUUGGUGACUGUAGCCGGGAAGAGCUCUUCAGUGGGACGGAUGAAGAAAGGGGGAGGCGGUAGCGGAAAGAAAGCGGGUAAAAAAAGCUAUCUAAGUGCAGCGGAGGCAAGCGGUAGAAAAUGGGAACAAAAACAAGUGCAAAUAAAGACCCUGGAAGGAGAGUUUUCGGUCACGAUGUGGGCUUCGGAUGACAAGAAGGACAUUGACCACGAGACGGUGGUGGAAGAGCAGAUCAUCGGGGAGAACUCUCCUCCGGAUUAUUCCGAGUACAUGACCGGAAAGAAGCUCCCACCGGGGGGAAUCCCGGGCAUCGACCUCUCCGACCCCAAACAGCUGGCAGAGUUCGCGAGGAUGAAGCCACGGAAGAUUAAAGAGGACGACGCCCCCCGGACGAUAGCCUGUCCUCACAAAGGAUGCACAAAGAUGUUCAGGGACAACUCGGCGAUGAGGAAGCACUUGCACACCCACGGCCCGCGCGUUCACGUCUGCGCGGAGUGCGGGAAGGCUUUCGUGGAGAGCUCCAAACUGAAGCGGCAUCAGCUUGUACACACCGGAGAGAAACCCUUCCAGUGUACGUUCGAGGGCUGUGGAAAGCGGUUCUCCCUGGACUUUAACUUGCGCACGCACGUGCGGAUUCACACUGGAGACCGGCCCUACGUCUGCCCCUUCGACGGCUGCAAUAAGAAGUUCGCCCAGUCCACCAAUCUGAAGUCUCACAUCUUAACGCACGCCAAAGCCAAAAACAACCAGUGAACUGCGAGAGGGACCCUCCCUCUCAAAUCCUCGACACAAACGGCAUCUUAACGAAUGCUCAAAAGAGAAAUAUGACAUCCCUUUGUAUAUUGUUUCUAGAAAAAAAAGUUUUAAAAGAAAUUGUCCAUACAGACUUUUUGAUAAGUAUGGAGAUGAGAAAAGAGGAUACAGAACUGACGGUGAAGCCAUUUCUCCUUCCCCCUCCUCCGCGUCUGGUCCCUGACAGAAGAACCCACCAGCUAUACUAGUAUACUUAACAGAAACGGAACUCAAGAGUUUCCAUCUUGGGACAGUUCUUUGUACUACAGAGCUUAAAGGAAGAAUCAAAUGGUCCAGGUUUUUCAGUCAAGAAUGGUUUUCACUCCUCUGCAUAGAAAAUCGCUUUUUAAUUUUGUAUUUUUUUUUUUCUUCCUCCAAGUGUGCAUAUUGUACACUUAUUUUGGGAUAUGCUUAGUGAUACUAUGUGUGUUUUUUUCCCCCUGAAGAUUGAAAUCUGCUUGUGAUAGUUCUUGGAAGAGAGUCGGCCAUUACUGUACUACAUGCAUACUUUUGGAAGUGUUUUCAUUUGUUUUGUUUACUUUGGGUGUAUUCUUUACUCAUUUUGUAUAAUUGUAACAUACAGCUGUAUUGAGAUCAUGUAGACACUUAUAGCGAUGUGAUUAUAGAUAAUGUUGACUGAUUAAAAAUCCCGUUUUAGUCGUGACACUUUUCUAUUGUGCCUGACAAAUUGCCAGACGCAAAAUAAGAGAAGUGUGUGAUGUUCUUCACUUGCGAGGCCUGUGUAAGUUUCGUUGCACAAAACGUACACAAAAAAUCGACUUAAAGUGGUGCUCAGUUGCAUUGUUAGAAUGUAUUGUGCAGGCAGCAUUAACCCUUGUUAAUUUGUACAUCCUGUGUACUUCAGUGGCCAAUAAUAAAACUGGUCUCAAAGCAAGUGCUUAUUAGAAGCUUAUGUUUUAGAUACUUAUUUUAAAGAUAUCCCAGAUACAAGGUGUAUAUAUAUAUAUAUGUGUAUAUAUAUAUAUAUAUAUAUAUAUAUAUACACAUACAUAUAUAUAUAUAUAUAUAUAUAUAUAUAUAUAAUAAAAUGCACAUACAUAUAUAUUAAGCUAUUUAAAUGAGGCCUCCCUUACUGUGGUGAUUGUUGCCCUAGUUUUCACAAUGUAUUGGUUAAUGAAAAGGGACUGUUCCAUUGUUACAAAAAUAAAAAUGGCUGACCGAAA